CUGCUCUUCACAGCACGAGCCGAUUGGCAUAAUGCGGAAUUACCAGCUCUGGAAACGAAGGAAGUGACCACUUUGCCGCCGCCUCGAGUCGUGGAAGAGUUGUAUCAAUAUGCGACGGAAUUGCUGGAAACAGAGAAUGCGACAUAUGGAGCCUCGCACAUGACCGGAUCUUCUUCGCAAAAGUUCUUGUCGACCAUUAUGUCGUCCGGUACACUCGAGGACAAGAUCUCGGCGUUGACACUACUGGUACAAGAGUCGCCGUUACAUACGAUGAAGGCAUUUGACAAUCUUCUAAGCUUGUCGAAGAAGAAGAGCAGAAAUCAAGCGCUCAUGGCAGUCGCUGCGCUGAAAGAUUUGCUUGGAACGGGUGUGGUGCUGCCAGCGGAUCGCAAGCUGCGAGCAUUUGGCAAACAGCCUGGCUUGUUGAGUGCGCUUCAAGGAAAGAAUUUUGGAUGGUCACCUGGCGAACCUUUGCCCGAAGGCUUGGACAAACUACACCUCCUGGUCUGGGCAUUCGAAGACUGGUUGAAGAAGAAGUACUUUGAAUUGCUGGGGAUACUUGAGACAUGGUGCAAUGAUGAGAUCGAAUACUCCAGGAGUCGUGCUAUCACAUAUGUCUGGGAGCUGCUAAAGGACAAGCCGGAACAGGAGGAGAAUUUGCUGCGCCUGCUCGUCAAUAAGCUGGGAGAUACAGACCGCAAAAUUGCGUCACGGGCUUCCUACUUGCUACUUCAGCUCGAGGUCACCCAUCCUGCGAUGAAGUUGAUCAUCACGAACAGCAUCGAGGCCGACUGUCUUUUCAGACCAGGCCAGAGUGACCACGCCAAAUACUAUGCCAUUAUUACUCUCAAUCAAACGAUCCUCAGCCAGAAGGAACAGGACACUGCGAACAGGCUGCUUGAGAUCUACUUUGCUCUAUUCGUACAGCUUUUGAAGCCGAAGGAGGCCAAGGAUGCGCCGGUGGUGAAGAUCAACACGCAUGGCAAACCUCAAGGAGGGGGUGGAAAGGCCGGCAAGAUGGCUGCGAAGAAGCGCAAAGCAGAAGAGCGGAGUGAUGAGUCCGCUGUGCAGCUUCAUGACAAGAUGAUCGCGCAGGUUCUCGCCGGUGUCAAUCGCGCCUUCCCCUUUGCCGAUACCAGCAGUGCAGCUUUCGACAGGCAGAUGGACACGAUCUUCCGCGUGGCACACUCGGCCAAUUUCAAUACGAGCAUUCAAGCACUGAUGCUCAUUCAACAAAUCUCAUCCACCAAACACUAUGGAGCGGAGAGGUUCUACAAAACUCUGUACGAGUCUCUUUGGGACCCACGACUAUUCACCUCCAGCAAGCAGGUCAUGUACCUCAACUUGUUGUAUAAGAGUCUGAAGGCAGAUCUCAACGCCAAGCGGGUGCAGGCAUUUGUGAAGCGAUUGUUGCAGGUCAUCACGAUGCACGAGCCUCCGUUCGCAUGUGGUGUGCUGUAUCUGAUCAGCGAGCUGGAGAACACUUUCCCAAGCAUACGAAAGAUGUUCACGGAGCCAGAGGUUGAUGAUGAGGAUGAAGAGGAACAUUUCGUCGAUGCUCCAGAGGAUGGAAGUGUUAUGCCCCAAGUUCAGCCUUCGACGCAGAAGAAGGUCAUCUACGACCCCCGAAAACGUGAUCCAGAGCAUUCGCAAGCCGAGCGAACAUGCCUCUGGGACAUUUUGCCACUGAUCCAACACUUUCACCCUUCGGUCGCGCUAUUUGCUGAAGCAGUAUACGGCUCCAAGGAGAUGCCUCCGAAGCCCGAUCCUACCACUCAUACGCUCAUGCACUUCCUCGACCGGUUCGUCUACCGAAAGCCGCGCUCGAAAGAAGCUGUCACACAUGGCAGCUCCAUCAUGCAACCACUUGCAGGCACCGCUGCCGCCGACAUGCUCAUCAAGCCUGGCAAGGAGGGCGUCAAGAAUGCACCAGUCAACACCGAAGCCUUCUGGGCGAAGAAGGUGGAGGACGUCGCUGCCGAUGAGGUCUUCUUUCACAGCUACUUUAACGUGGCUGGAACUAAGAAGCGCAAGACAGAAAAGGCAGACAAGAGGAGUCGUGACGACGACGAGGAUAGUGAGGACCAGGCCGAGGAUGAGAUCUGGCAGGCCAUCACGAAAUCGCGGCCCGAUGUCGAAGGACCAGAGUCGGAUGAUGAUCUCAGCAUGGCCGAUCUCGAGAGCGCAUACGACAAGAGUGACGAUGAGGAGGAUGGCAGUGAGGCCGAAUCUGAAGGCGGCAUCGAUCUUGGAGGCGACGACGACGAGGAGGCAGCCACAGGCGCUCAAUUUGACGACAUGGACGGCAGUGAUCUGGACGAGCUGCCUGAGCUCGAUGAGAGCGACGAGGAGGCCAUGUUCGACGAUGACGACGAUGUCCCAGUUGCUCUCGGCGAUGACGAGGAAGCGGAGCCUGAUUCCGCUAACGCUCGCAACAAGAAGAAGCGCAGCGAGAGGAAGAAGCUCAAGCAGCUGCCCGUCUUUGCUUCUGCAGACGACUACGCUAAAUUGCUGGGUGGGGAUGACGACGAAGAG
Molecule: messenger RNA, 2535 nt
Organism: Zymoseptoria tritici IPO323
Lineage: Eukaryota; Fungi; Ascomycota; Dothideomycetes; Mycosphaerellales; Mycosphaerellaceae
Exons: 1
Cellular component (GO): nucleus
Source: RefSeq, a predicted model, not a curated record